Molecule: messenger RNA, 2466 nt
Organism: Penicillium daleae
Lineage: Eukaryota; Fungi; Ascomycota; Eurotiomycetes; Eurotiales; Aspergillaceae
Exons: 5
Coding region: 1-2466 (821 amino acids)
Biological process (GO): microtubule-based movement
Cellular component (GO): nucleus; kinesin complex; microtubule
Molecular function (GO): ATP binding; microtubule binding; microtubule motor activity
Source: RefSeq, a predicted model, not a curated record
AUGACAUCCAAAAAGCCCCAGAAUGCGCUGUUUCAGGUCUAUCUGCGCCUGCGCCCCCCGAUGACCGAAAGACAUGAUGAUUCUGAACGGUUCUUGACCGUUGAACCUGCAGAGGCGUCUCAAAAUGAUGGAGAGAUCGUCGCGCCCGUUCCGACCCAUAUUACCCUGCAACCGCCUAACGAUUCGCGAAAACGUGCGAUUGAGAAAUUCGGCUUCACAAAGGUAUUCGAAGAAAAUGCAACACAAUUGGACAUCUUCAAUGACACAGGAAUGGAAUCCAUUGUGAGAGGAGUUCUCAAGGAAGGCCGCGAUGGAUUGGUUGCGACACUCGGAGUGACAGGAAGUGGGAAGAGUCACACCAUUCUUGGGUCUAAAUCGCAACGAGGCGUUACCCAGAUGGCACUCGACGUCAUUUUUCGAUCUCUGGAGCCCACCAAGAAAUGCGAGGAUGGAAGCAUCAGCCCUCUAAUGCUUGCCUCAUUAGCCGCGUCGGACGCCUCAGAGGCCCAGCUCUUCUCGGCCCAGACUUUCCUGGAAGCCGUCUACGGCGAGCCCAGCGCUGGUCGUAGCUCGAGAGCCCAAACUCCCAUGAGUCCAUCUCGUGCACACACCCCAUCAACGGUACGGAGCCCCAAAUCCCCAAAUUUCCAUGGAGGAUCGCCGACCAAGCGUGAACCUGUACUUGGACCAGGUCUCGCCAGUCCAUACCCAAUCCCCGGAAGCUUUCGCAGGCCAGACCCCAGCCGCAUCUACAUUUCCAAUGGCAUGGAUCAAAUCGCCUUUGACGCACUGUCAACUGAGCAAUCGAGAAGGAUCGACCCCGGAUCUCUGAACCCUCUCCCUUUUACCCGUCCCAAUCUUCACGAGAACCAUUCAGCUAAAUCACGACUUUAUGUCUUCAAGGAGCCGACGCCUGCAUUGGUUUUCCCUCGCCGCCAGCCCCGCGAACGACCUCCUACUACCCCGAGACUACCCGACGUAAGCCACCUGGCCGUGGAUCUUAAUCCAAGCCCCGACUAUGUUGUACUUGUGUCCAUGUAUGAGGUUUAUAACGACCGCAUCUUCGAUCUGCUGUCGCCCUCUAUUGUACCUAGUCAAGGGAACACCAUGUCCCGCGGAAACGCCCAGAAGGACCGACGGCGUCCCUUGCUAUUCAAACCUACCGAAGGAUCUCCGGACCGAAAGCUAGUCGCGGGUCUUCGCAAGAUUGCGUGCAGUAGUUACGAGGAGGCUUUGGCUAUCCUCGAUGUCGGGCUGACAGAACGCAAGGUCACAGGCACUGGAGCUAAUAGUGUUAGCUCACGGAGCCAUGGCUUUUUCUGUCUCGAGGUCAAGAGGCUGGUACACAGCAAGCGGCAUGGCGAGGCCCUCUGGACAGGGAAUACCCUGACCGUGGUUGACCUAGCAGGUUCUGAGCGAGCCAGAACUGCGAAGACCGCGGGAGCAACUCUUGCAGAGGCUGGUAAGAUUAACGAGAGUUUGAUGUACCUCGGCCAAUGUCUGCAAAUGCAAAGCAACCUGCAAGAUGGAGUCAAGACUGCCCUCGUUCCUUACCGCCAGUGCAAACUCACUGAGCUCCUAUUCUCUAAUUCUUUCCCCUCAUCCAACCAGAUGUCUCGGGGCCAAUAUCCGCAGAAAGCUGUCAUGGUUGUGACUGCUGAUCCAGUCGGGGACUUCAAUGCAACCUCUCAAAUAUUACGCUACUCAGCACUAGCACGCGAAGUGACAGUGCCACGCGUUCCAUCUCUGACCGAAUCAAUCAUUUCUGCGGGCUCUGCUCGCGGUCGAACGACCAGCGGUCGGACUUCACCGAACGAUGCGUCUUCCGAGGAUCUUGACCGUGCCAUGGCAGAAAUCGCCAGGCUGACAAAAGAUUGUCAUGGCAUCGCGGUGCGAUUGGCAGAAGAAGAGAUUGCUCGGUCUGAGGUUGAGCUCAGACUACAAGCUGCUGAAGAUCGAUGCAUGAUGAUCGAACAAGAGGUUCGUGAAGAAUGCUGGGCUGAUAUGGAUGAGCAAAUGGAACAAGAGAGGAAACGCUGGCAGGCGGCAUGGGAUGAACAGAUCGGCCGCAACGAUGACCACAUAGACAAGAAGAUUGAGCUGGUGUCUCGUGGUUUCAGUAUCUACGAAGACCCUGAGCAGUCAACAAACGACCGAAUGGAAGAAUUGGAAAAUGAAAAUGAGCAGCUUCGUCGCCGCUUGGCCGUCCUCGAGCGCGAAAUGUUGUCUCAAUCGCCGACUCGAAAGCCUAGGGCAAAAAAUGCCCCGUCAUCUUCUAGCAGAACCACCAACCGCCUUGGCCGGGAGAGUGAUAUUGAAAAUGCUCUGCAACGCAUGAACCAGCUCAACCUUACGGAUACCAUGUUCUCGCCACCAUCUCCCACGCCAAAGUCUUCCUCGCCCGGUAAGAAGACAAGAAAGAUCUCCACUCGCAAGUGGGACUUCGCACCGGAGAGCGAGAUCUAG